CGCAGACAGUCGAAGUAAAAGAACAGGCGUGUACAAACACAGUCAAAUUGCUAUUUAUCGACGUUCAAACCCAAGGAACUCGACAAUUGAGUUCUGUGCUUAGGAAAUUUGCUGAAUGGGUGAAGCAGCUUCAGCAGCCGGAGAUGCUCUGCGUAUUGCAGCAAAUGCCGGGAUAUUUAACAUCGAUAUUAGCACUACCAAAGUAGAAGUGGCACGAGAGUUGUGUGAUAUAGCACGAGAAGUUGGCAACAAAGUGGGGCAUGGAGUUGGGCAAGGAUUGGGACUAGGAGUUGGACUAGGUCUAAGUCUAGGCGCCCUGUAUUUUGGUUAUCCAGCAUUGAAGUCAUUAAUUCACGAUGCAAUUACUAAGGGUGUUGGUGGAAAACGUGAUGAUCAGGACGUUCGUGACAUACGAAAAGGAUGUUUGCAUUUCGAGUUACAUUGUUUCACAGACAUCAGGUUUCUGGAAGUCUUGGAGGAUUAUGAAUCAGGGAGAAUGAAGGGGCGCUUUCAGGAAGAACUUUUGCUGGUUGGAAUUAAAGUGGAAGGACUGAAGGUGAAGAUUAAAAACAUGGAGGAGGUGAAUGGAACAAAGAAAGCCAUUGAAAAUAGGUUACAUGUCAACAAUGAUCUGGGCAAGAAGUUAGAAAAUGUUAGUAUCAACGCUGCUGAAAGCGAAGAGCUGAAAAAUAUUCAGAUUGCAGACCAUCCUAAUGCAGAUAUAGAGUAUUAUUACAACAUGGGAUUCAGGGAGUAUCAGAUGAAAGAUUACAAGUCGGCACUAAGGUGGUAUCAGAAAGCUCUGGAAAUUACACUUAAACGUCAUGGAGAAGUUAAUGCUCUUACUUCGCAAAUUUAUGGCAGUGUCGGAGCAACACAACAUGAAAUGAGAGAUUACAGUUCAGCGUUAGAGACAAGGCGAAUGGCUCUUAAAAUUAUAUUAAAACUACAUGGAGAAAAUCAUCCUGCUGCCACCAUUCAAAGUUAUUGCAACAUCGGAGUCACACAAUAUGCAAUGGAAGAUUACAAGUCCGCAUUAGAAACCCAAAAAAAAGCUCUCGAAAUUAGACUAACACAUUUUGGAGAAGAUUACUCUGGAACAGCUGACAGUUAUGAAAACAUUGGACUCACACAAUGUAAGAUGAAAGAUUACAAAUCAGCAUUGGAUUCGUUCAAACUGGCUCUACAAAUCAUUUUGAAACUAUACGGAGAGGACUAUUCUGCCACAGCUGACAGUUAUUACUUAAUUGCAUUUGCACAACGUCAGAUGAAAGAUAACAAGUCAGCAUUAGAGUCGUAUCAAAAAGCCCUUGAAAUCAGAUUAAAAAUUAACGGUGAAGAUCAUGCCAACACUGCCAAAAGCUAUCACAGCAUUGGAAUCGUACAAGAUGACAUGGAAGAUUACAGGUCAUCCUUAAAAUCGCAUCAAGAAGCUCUCAAAAUCAGAUUAAAGUUAUACAGCAAAGAUAAUCUCGAUAUUGCUCAAAGUUAUUUCGACAUUGCAAACACCCAACGUAAAAUUAAAGAUUACAAGUCAGCGCUGAAGUCACACCGAAAGGCUCUUGAAAUCAGGAUAAAGUUGUUUGGAGAAGAUCAUCCCGCGACAGCUAACAGUUACUUUAACAUUGCGAACACGCAAUGUGAGAUAAAAAAAUACAAGUCAGCACUGGAAUCGCAUCAAAAGGCCCUCAAAAUUCGCUUAGUGCUGUAUGGAGAAGAUCAUCUUGACACUGCUCAGAGUUAUAGCAACAUUGGGGUCACACAACAUGAGUUAGAAAAUUACAGGUCAGCAUUGGAAUCGAAACAAAAAGCGCUUGAGAUCAGGUUAAAUAUGUACGGGGAAGAUCAUCCUGCGGUAGCUGACACGUAUUCGAUAAUUGGAAUCACACAACACGAGUUGAAAGAUUACAAUGGAGCAUUAGAAUCCCACCAGAAAGUCUUGAAAAUCAGAUUAAGACUAUACGGAGAAGAUCACGCUGACACAGCAGACAGUUAUUACAACAUUGGAUACACACAACAUGAAAUGGAAGAUUUUCAGUCGGCAUUUGAGUCGUAUCAACAUUGUCUCCAGAUCAAUUUGAAGCUCUAUGGAGAAGAUCACAGUGAUACUGCCCAAAGUUAUUACAACAUAGGAAUCGUGCAAGAUGACAUGGAAGACUACCAGUCAGCUUUAAAAUCGUAUAAAAAAGCCCUUGAAAUCCGAUUGAGACUGUUCGGAUUAUAUCAUCCAGACACAGCUGACAGUUAUUACAAUAUUGGAAUCACGCAAUACGCGAUAAAAGAUUUUACGUCAGCUUUAGAGUCGUAUAAAAAAGCGUUGGAAAUCAGUAGAAAAGUACAUGGAGAUGAUCAUCCUGACACUUCCCAAAACUAUUACCACAUCGAACUCACACAAGAUGAAAUGAGACAUUGACAUUAGUCUCAAGUUCGCUUCAAAAACUUUAAAUGUGCUUAUUAUUGUAUGAAGAGGAAUUAUUCUUUUACUGUUAGUAUUGACCAUGAUUUCGUUAUUUGUUAGGUUUCAAAGCUUUGCAUUCACAGAACAUAAAAUAAAGAGGAGAAUUAUAAUAUUAUUGUCACUUCAAUUGAAUUGCUUUCAAGAUUACCAUGGCGCUGCUGUGACGAAAGUUCACUUUAUUGUAAACACGAAGAAUUCGAGGUAAACACGAAGAACACGAAGAUUGCAAUUGUAACCGUGCACCAUUGUAAUUAGAUAAUGUAACAGUGCACCAUUGUAAUUAGAUAAUGUAACAGUGCACCAUUGUAAUUAGAUAAUGUAACAGUGCACCAUUGUAAUUAGAUAAUGUAACAGUGCACCAUUGUAAUUAGAUAUGACAGUCUUGAGCACAUGUAUAUAGAGAGCACAGAAUGAA
This is a messenger RNA of Dendronephthya gigantea, 2873 nucleotides long. RefSeq names its product nephrocystin-3-like. Bases 116 to 2413 code for a protein of 765 amino acids. Gene Ontology annotation, molecular function: protein binding. The transcript is spliced from 4 exons. The record is from RefSeq and is a predicted model, not a curated record. Lineage: Eukaryota; Metazoa; Cnidaria; Anthozoa; Malacalcyonacea; Nephtheidae.